AGCAAACUUUGCAUCACAAGUCUCAUGUCAACGCUGGAAUUGAUGAAAAAGCAGUGUCUUGCAUCAGGGACACUGUCCUCUGCUUCUCUCAAAAGACGGUUUAUCAAAAAGGGAAGAGUCGCUCCAAGGGCCAACUCCAAAGAUGUGAACACAGAUUGCAGUCAUUCCAGCUGUUUCCUAUUUUCCAACUCUGGCAGUGGCCGUACUGUCCGACGGAUUCUGACAGCUUGCCUGCUGUCUUUCCUGGCCCUGCUUGGUUCUGUGUCCAUAGACCUCAACUCCAAUUUUGACUUACUCCACUCUACAGAAGCUGCUUUCGAAGAACUGGCUUCAUGCAGAACGGCAGCCAUUUUGCACCUUGUCAGUAAGCUUCAAUCGAUGCGCCAUCUCUUUAGCAAAGAGGCGAGGAACGAGAUGUUCAAUGCCAACGUUUCUGCCGUUGUGCAGCCCAUGUUGCAUCUGUGUGGUGACGUAACGGGCCACAGAAAUGGCUACGGACUGUAUUGCCAUGAUGGGGUGGCAGAAUUUUGCCAAGAGAUCGAAAGGCGUCUUCAUGGAUUGCUGAACGCUUCAUUGGAUAAAAAUAGAACAAUUGAACACAACAUUUCUGCUCUGAAUGUCUUCAUUGGAGGACUUCUUGAUAUGUGGAUUACAGAAGAAGAUACUCUAAGCAAAGCCAGAGAUGACCCAAACUGGAGAGACGUUCUAUCCGCAAGACUUCUCCUCACCUUCAUAGAACUCAACCACCAGUUACUGGACUCCCCCCAUACGGCGGCUGGACCCGCCUUCCAGGACAAGUGGACUUUUGCAUUGAGGCACCUUAGCUUGGCUAUCCUCAUGACAGAACAACUGCGUGACUGCUGGUUGGAGAACAUAGAUGAAAAGUUCAACUCAAGCCACUAUUUCAAACAUAUCUUUAACGCAAAUCUUUGGGAGAUAACAAACUCUUUGCCCGGGUCACACGCUGGACUCCAAGCACUGAAUGACACUCAGCACUGCUUGUUCGGCCGUGCGGUGCCGGCACUCCGGACGGCAUCUCGCUCGGUGUCUUCGAGCCUCAGUAUGAAGAUCAGCCUUCUGGCGAUAGCCUGCCUCAUCUACCCGGUGGUCAUGUUCUCCUUCAAGCAAAUGACUGAGUGGAUUGAAAAUUAUGCACAAAGUUUAACAGAGAAGACGGAGGACCUGAGACGUCAAAGACAGCUAGCCGAAGACCUGCUGCAUCAAAUGCUGCCAAAGUCGGUGGCCAAACAGCUCCGCCGACAUAAACACGUAGAGGCGGAGAGCUAUGAGAAGGUGACCAUCUUUUUCUCAGACAUUGUCGGUUUCACCUCCAUCUCAGCCUCCUGUACGCCUUUGCAAGUGGUGGAAAUGCUCAACAACCUCUACGUUUGCUUUGACACACGGAUCGACUCCCAUGAUGUAUACAAGGUCGAGACAAUUGGAGAUGCGUACAUGGUAGUGAGCGGACUCCCCGAGAGAAACGGGGACAGACAUGCUGACGAAAUUGCCAAGAUGGCUCUGGAUCUCAUCGCAGCCGUCCGACAGGUGUGCAUCCCUCACAUGCCCAAUCAGAGGCUGCAGCUCCGAGCUGGGAUUCACACAGGUCCAUGCGUGGCCGGAAUAGUGGGCUACAAGAUGCCCAGAUACUGUCUGUUUGGGGAUACGGUGAAUACGGCUUCGAGAAUGGAGUCCACCAGUCUGCCUCAAAAAAUCCACACUAGUUCUGCAACCUACUUGGCCCUUACUAAAGAUUUUGCCUAUGAGCUGCAGCUUCGAGGGGAGAUUGAAAUCAAGGGUAAAGGCAAAAUGAACACGUACUGGUUGAUUGGCCAUAAGAACUACAGUGUCCAGAAUGACAGCCUGGUUUGCCACUGGAAUCCCAACAUGGCGAGAAAAAAGAAACCUGAGGCCAGCAGUGAUGUUUCUGCAGGAAAUUCAUCAGUGACAGUGCAGAGCCUCAGCGAAAACGCCACCACCCCAGUGCCCAAUCACACGCCACCGCAGCCUCGAUCCGAUAAGGCGGACCUGAGUGUGGCAGCUCAUAUGGGGCCUUCAGGCAGCAACAAUGCUACCUUGACCUCCAAAAGUGGGGGACUGCAGGGUGGGGAUGAGUCCGCCUUCCUGCCCGGUCAGUGCAGCAGCAGUGGAGACAAAUGUGACAUUCUGCCUGGCUCCGCAAACAAUAACAACAAUAACCUCGGUCAUCACUGGACCUUAUGUAACAAAAUAUGGCAUUCAUAAAGAGUUAAGAGAGUCUCUCUCUCUCUCUCUCUCUCUCUCUCUCUCUCUCUCUCUCUCUCUCUCUCUCUCUCUCUUUCUCGUUCAUUCUUUUUUUUCUAGACAGCUUCUAUCCUACGCCCACUAGAGGGAGCUAUGCCCCAUUAUAGGAUAGUAACGAUUUCUUUCCCCCUCAAUUUCAACAUAAGAUUAUUACUCAGUGCCAUCUUGAUGCACAACUACCGAUAAACUCGACGACCUUUUUUGACCUAAACAUAAUACUUGUGUUGUCAUCAAUUGUAAUAGGAUACUUUGAAUGCUCCCACAUGGUGUUUUUUUGAGUGUCAGUGAUUUCUCGAAUCCCAACGUCAAUUUUCUUGAUUUGCAUCUGUUGUAACUGAUUCUUCAACACCCACCAGUUUCCAAAUCAGUCCUGACAUGUUGUGAAUUCACGAAUGUGUUAAAGUAUUCAUUUAAGUUGUGUGAAGUACUUUAUUAGUCAUUGACAGUAUUUUAGAGUAAUUUUGAAAAGUUGUUAUUCCACUUUUGAAAGACAGCAAAUGUACCAUUGUAUGGUGUAUCUCAUUUCGGUGUACAUGUUGAUUAUGGUCUGUUGGGAAGGCUUUCUAAAACAGCAUACUUGGGAGCUGCUCCGUAUUUCAUUAGCAUUUAACUUGGUUGACAUGAUGUACAUAAUACAACUUGACUGGAGCAACUGUGACCGUCCGUCUCUGUGAUGUAACCCACAAUAACACUUCCAUUGUGCUGGUUGCCAUACACAUUCCCCAAAAUUAUGAAUGAAUGAAUCGCAGAGACAUUUCCAUCUAUGAUUUAGUUGGAUGCAUUGUCUAUCCUGUAUGUGUUUCAUUUUCAUGUUAUUGAUCUUAAAUUGUGGUAUAUCGAUAAAAAACAAAAUACAUUUGUAAAAAUAAAGGCCUCCCCCCGAA
Messenger RNA from Syngnathus acus (greater pipefish), 3164 nucleotides. RefSeq lists its product as uncharacterized. The transcript has 8 exons. Bases 25 to 2241 code for a protein of 738 amino acids. Lineage: Eukaryota; Metazoa; Chordata; Actinopteri; Syngnathiformes; Syngnathidae. Gene Ontology annotation, molecular function: peptide receptor activity; guanylate cyclase activity. The record is from RefSeq and is a predicted model, not a curated record. Gene Ontology annotation, biological process: cGMP biosynthetic process; receptor guanylyl cyclase signaling pathway; intracellular signal transduction.